UUGUCGAUACUGCUUGAAAUAAACAAAUUUUCUUGAGUUCAAAAAUUACUGUGAACUGUUUCAUUGAUAAUUUGUGAUCCUUUAAAAUGAUAUUAACUACAACUAAAUUGAAGAUAAUGCGAGGAGUGCUGACAAAAGCUAUGAUGUUAAUUUUCUUAUUAUAUUCAUCUCUUUUAUGCGACACUGAAGCUUUACCACAAAACAAAAGUUUCCAUCACAUCCGAAGGCCGAAUAUUGAAGAUUCUUCUUUUAACAAUCAAAAAGUAGCCACUUAUCGGUCUUUCCAGCCGAUAGCAAUUAAAUAUCAUAAGGUGUAUCCAAGAGUGGAAGACCGAACAGAUUAUGAUAUUAAUGCAUAUGAUUCGGAGUACGGCGGUGUAGUCGUUUCUAACUUUACGUCUUCCAUAUAUGAAGAUAAUCCUCCUUUGUAUCCAAACCCUGAAGUGCUGGCUAGAAGUAAUCCAGUUAUAAAAUAUAUUAAGGAUUCGGCUAUGUUUUUUAUUUUAGCACAAUUAAGUAAAUUUAUUGAAAAUAAAAUAUCGGAACCGGACGUUGAAUUACCAGAAGACUCUUUAGGUGAUGGAGAUUUAAGGGAGCACAAUAUCAUAGACAGUGUUACGUAUUUGUACGGAUUUAAUUCAUGUCAUGGUGGCAGAGAUGAAUGGAUAGUAUUGAUCUUCAUCACUAGUGGCCUAGCAAUAAUAAUACCCGUAGCAGCGACAAUGUGGUUGAUGUGGAGUCAAUACACUUCUGAAUUCAGGCGGAACAGCAAGAUAUACCCGAUUGUCAUAAAUUUAUGCUGUUGUCUCGUAGCUUGUACAUUGAUUUAUAUACAAGCUGUUGUGGGUGCGUCUUCUCCAACGCAAUGCGAAAAGAUCGCUUUAGUUUUGCACUAUACACAUAUUUCCUGUGCGAUGUGGAUAGUUGCUUUAGCGGCGGCUGUUGCAGAAUAUUGCGUCUGCGAUACGCUAUUGCCGUUAAAAUAUAACUAUUUGUUGGCUUAUGGCGUACCUGCUAUAGUAGUAACGUUCAAUUAUGCACUAUCCAUGGAACACUAUGAAAUAAAACAUUAUUGCUGGAUGUCUAUCGAAAAAGGAAUGGUGAUGGGAUUCAUGAUACCAGCCAUGAUUUUAAUUUUAAUAAACACGGCAAUUGUUAUUGUCGGCUUGCAAAGUGUCAAUAAAAAGCAGACGGAAAUGUUGACGGCGAAAAUUCAUGAAUUGGUUGAACAUCAUAUGACAAACUGGCCGAAAACUAUGAGAGUCGAGGAAAAUACAAAUGGAAGUGUUGAAACACUGGACAAUCUUUACACACCUGACAGUAGCAGAAAGAAUACCGACACCUCCGAUACGUUGGAAAAAGAAUUUACAUUUAACGAAGAAGAAUGUAAUUACGUUAUCAUCGAGGGGUCAAAUAACGACGUUAACGGAGAAUGCGGAAAGGAGGUAAACGAACAUUUCAAACAAAUGUCAGACAGGGGCUUAUUAAACAUUAUCUAUAUGGAUAAUUUGUCAUGGAAAUGGACCUGGAACACAGAGGGAAAUGAAUUGAAGACAUAUCUAAAUUUAUGCUUGGUUUUGGAGCCUUUUUUCGCGAUUAAUUGGGUGAUGGGCGUGGUUGCGAUCGAAAAUGCAGCUCAUUGGUCUACUCCUACCAUUUAUCUCAUACUGGUCGUUUCCAUGCACAUUUAUUUCGCUGCUACGAUUUGCACGACGAUACCGAUCGUUCCGAACAAGGCUACGGUGUGUUGCGAUGACGUUGUCGCCGAAAAUCCAACUCUGCCUCGGAUUAGGACCACUGACAGCAUCCCUCUACUCGAUCCCGUGAUUCAGCAACCAAAUGUGACGGUGGCACCGGCGGAUACUAUCAGCACGAUCAGUAUUUAAGAGAACAAUGAAUAAUCUGGAAUUUUCUAUUGAUGUUUGAAAUCAUCAUGGGGCCAAAAUGGCCGACUUGAUAUAAUAAUAAAUUUGGUUUACAUUUCAAAGUAUAAUAUGUAUAAGUGUACACAGGCACAAGGGAUAUGUAUGAGAACUAAUGCCCAGCAGUGGGCAGAGUAUUGACCAUGUCUGUUAAUGGUCUAAGCUAUAUCUUUGUCUUCGGACAAUUUAGACUACUUACCAUUAAGUGGUCAAUAUUUUCGUCGGCUCUCGAGCUAUCAAUAUCAAAAAGUUAUUUACGACUAAAUUAUGCAUAUUAGUGUAUUAAAUGAUAACGUUUUGGAAUUGAUGAUGUGUUAAUAGUUAUUAUAAUGAAGUAAGAAAGAUCUUUGAAUAAUACUCUAAUUGGGCUGUAUAAGAGCCUAUUUAAAUAAUUGGCGCCCGACGUGGGACAUUUCGAAAUUCAGUUGGUUAAAACCAAAACUGAUAUUUGUAAAAUACUCGAAAUUUUUGAAACUAUUUUUACAAAAAUCUGACAGUAUUUUAAAUUAUUUUAACAAAAAUGAAAAUAACAACUUAUUGUUAUCUCGACGUUAACGGAUCGAUUUCCGAAAAACGUCAUGUUGUUGUAACUUUAAAAAACCUUAGCCGCAAUGUCUAAGCUCAAAUAAAUAGAAGUAGAAAAGUUUGUCUGAUAAAAUAACACCAUAUCAAAAUGCACACUAAAAUAAGAAAGAUAAAAGUAUUAUAAUACAAAAUAUGAUUGUUUUAUUAUUUUAGAUGAUGGAAACAUCGGGUUUGAAUGUAUUUUAACAUGGCAAUAAAGAUUUUGGCAUAAUUUUAAUUAAAUUUUGACAUAUUUACAUACUAAAUGUUUCUGAACUAUAAGUAGAAUAUAUUUAACCUUUAAAAGUUUCUCCAUGUUCAGAUUUUAAAAAUAUUCAUAGCUAUAGAGAGUUUAAGAUUACAAAGUUUUAUAUAUAUUAACGCAUGCGUAACUUGAUCGGAUGAAUAGAUGCUUUGAUGUUCAUAAAUUUUCUUUAGAUAUCGAUAAAAAACGUAGAGCAUAAUAAUUAGUAUGACGUAAUAUUUUACUAUUAACCGUUUUGUUUUCAACAAUGUCUAGUAUCAAUUUGAAUACUCCUGAAACAACAAUCAGAACACCAUAGGAAAAAAUAGUACUUACAAUCGCUAACGGAAAAACUAAUAAAAUGUUCUCGUUCAAUAUUUUUAAAACUCUUCCAUUCCUUCAUGGUUUCGACUUCUGUCUCGUAAAACGGGACAAGCAAUUUUAUUACUAUUGGCUACUGAUCUUAAUAUUGGACUCUGACAUUUAGGUAGGAUCUCAGAUUAUAAAACAAAAGUUAAAUGGAGCGCAGGGAACGUUAAAAUGGAGCAACGAAAUGAAUUCAAAUUAUGAAGGCUUUGUUGUGUUUAGGAAUUAACAAUUUCGUAUAUGUUAAUAAGUCAAUAUUUCGUCUUAACAAAAAGACGCGUCAUUUCGUACUACCGAGAAUUUGUAUUUGCUUUUGUUGCUUCACAUUAACGUUAUGUUUGCUUAGUUUACCUUUAGCUUUAUAAUUCAAAAACAUGGAUGGAAAAAAAAACACUUUUUGAAAAUAACGUAGUACAUUUUUUUAAAACAAUAUUUCUGCAAUGUAGUGUAAUAAAGGCCUGACAAUACCGAGAAUUAAUUUCCUAUAAUGUAUUUAUUAAUUCUUUUCACAAUUAACUGAGUUGGUCUAUGAAAUAAAAUGUAAAAAACUGAGGGAUCGUUGAUGAAGUUGUUACUUUUGUAGUCUAACAAAUUUACCGAUUUUUAACGAACUCACCAAAUCGAUGUUAAUACUAACUCCUAAAUAAAAUGUUCUUUUAUAGAAUUAAGUUACUAUUUGUAUUUUCAAAUGCACAAUUGUUAUUUAUCUGUCUGCAACCUGCCCUCAGAUCUCAUGUGGUAUUCAAUAAAAAGUAAAAAC
Vanessa atalanta (red admiral) is the source of this 3856-nucleotide messenger RNA. RefSeq lists its product as uncharacterized. The coding region runs from base 87 to 1886 and encodes 599 amino acids. Gene Ontology annotation, molecular function: G protein-coupled receptor activity. Gene Ontology annotation, cellular component: membrane. The transcript has 9 exons. Gene Ontology annotation, biological process: cell surface receptor signaling pathway; adenylate cyclase-activating G protein-coupled receptor signaling pathway. The record is from RefSeq and is a predicted model, not a curated record. NCBI's taxonomy places the organism in Eukaryota, Metazoa, Arthropoda, Insecta, Lepidoptera, Nymphalidae.